This is a messenger RNA of Gregarina niphandrodes, 1155 nucleotides long. RefSeq lists its product as hypothetical. Bases 1 to 1155 code for a protein of 384 amino acids. Lineage: Eukaryota; Apicomplexa; Conoidasida; Eugregarinorida; Gregarinidae. The transcript has 2 exons. The record is from RefSeq and is a predicted model, not a curated record.
AUGCCGGAUGAUGACGAUGAGGACGAGAUUGUCAUCAUCGAAGCAGAAAACGAUGAACCCGCUGAGCUAGUCGAGGAUAACACGGUCGUCAGUGAAAAUUCAAGACUGUACGUCAAUGCCGCUAUUCGGUGGAGAAGGAUCUUUCAACUGAUUGAGAAUAUUCGAGUUAGUGAAGACGACGAGGACCGAGCAGUCGACCUUAUUAUGAGUCAAGUCGUUCAUCGACGAGCUCUUGAACACUUGGAGACGCGAAAAGUUGUACACAUGACCUACCCAGAAAGGGACAGAGAACUCUCUCAGAGCAGAGAACUCUCUCAGAGCAGAGAACUCUCUCAGAGCAGAGAACUCUCUCAGAGCAGAGAACUCUCUCAGAGCAGAGAACUCUCUCAGAGCAGAGCAGUCACCCAAGACCGGGAAGGGGGUCGCAGAGAAGCCGAAGCCGGUCAAGUGGAGACAAGUGCAGAGUCAAACAAACGCCAGUUUCAAAUUCGGGUUUUGGAGACCGUUCCCGCAACAGAUAUCGACCGGUUGCAAGCGCCACGGAACGAAACUAGAUUUGGGAAGAGCACUGUCAGCCCCGAGGGCUGUCCUGUGGAAGGAGACCAGACCCUCGUGAAAGACGGGUUGGCGAAGGACGGGUUGGCGAAGGACGGGUUGGCGAAGGACGGGUUGGUGAAGGACGGGUUGGCGACGGAAGGCCAGAAGCUCACCGCAGAAGACCCCAACCUGAAUGGUGAAGGCCCGAACCUAGGUGGUGGAGACCCGAGCCUGAGUGACGGAACGACGAGUCCUCCGAUUGUCGAGCAGUUUCCUGGACUGGAUGUGCUGUACGCUCUGAGCGGGGGGGAGAGCGAGAGACUGGGUAGUCGUGGCUUUACCCACGGCACGACUUAUGUCCCUUUGUCUCGACUAGAUAAACAGCCCGCAGCCAGCGAUAGCUCGGGCAGUGUAGCUACGCCGUUUUGGAACAUGUCAGUGUGUUGUGUGUGUGAACAGAAAUGCGGGCAGUCGUGCCCCGAGGGUCCGGGUGGUGGUGGGGUAACGAAGUGCGGUCACGUGAUUUGUGCGAAAUGUUCUCGAAGGCCGGGGGUGCUUCGCUGUGGCUUCUGUGGCACUCGCUUUAUGAGCAAGACCACCCAUAAAAUCUACAUCUGA